This is a messenger RNA of Prunus mume (Japanese apricot), 1061 nucleotides long. NCBI's taxonomy places the organism in Eukaryota, Viridiplantae, Streptophyta, Magnoliopsida, Rosales, Rosaceae. The record is from RefSeq and is a predicted model, not a curated record.
AUGUUAGAUGAUGAGUUAUUGUCAUCAUCAGCCACGGUUAUUGUUGAAGUUGUUUGGAAGCGAGGGCGGGGCGAGGAGGAGGAGGAGGAGGUGGAGGACCGGGAGCAGGAAGUCUCAUGCCUGGUUGUUGGUUUGCAAGUGGUGAUUUUGGACGAAAUGGAGGUGGCCGCCGUUCUCUCAGCUCCCACAGUUUGCUCCUUAAAAAAUGGGUCAGCCCUCUUAAAAAAGAAAAAAGAAAAAAAGGUUUAUUCCUCUAAACAUGCGUUCGCUCUCUUCUUCUUCCUCGCGCAGCAGCGCAACUUCUUCCAAAAAACCUUUGCUUGUAUCCAUAAGCGUUGUCCACAAAGGAAGAGGUACAAUUGCAGUGGAAUUAGAGACACAAAUUUGGGUUCUGUUGACUUGUUUGAUUUGAAUAGGAUUGUGUUGGAGUUUGAUGAUACUUAUGCUUAUAGACUGAGAAUACAAGCAAGCAUUUUUGAAGCAGAAUUGGCAGUAGAACACGUUGCAAAGAAUGAUAAUGAAGUUUUGACAAUUCGCGAGGAACAACAGCUCUUGUACGGGAACAGUGUAACUUGUCCAACUCUUCAGUCAUCUCCCAGUGCAACAAAUAGGCGUUCCUUUGACAUGAUGAGCACUUGUUUCUCUCCAGUUGUGCAAUCUCAGUCAUCUCCCAGUCUAAAGCUGCCGUUUGGUCCUGCCAUCCCAGAUUCCAUGUCACAAUGCAAGUCCGAUAGUGGAUUCUGAGGCGCAUGAAGGAACUUUGUUUUGAAUCCAAACUCCAAAAGCUAGCUCAAACUUUGGAGCUUUUAAUUUGAAUUGAAUCCACGGAUGCAGCUAGCAAGCUUUUUACGUCUGCCUUUGUUGCUGCUGCUGACUAUCUUUGCAGCUUUUGAGUUAAGUGUUUUUUUCUUCAUUAGAUAUCUUUAUUAAUCUAUUGAUAGUUAUAUUAGCAAAAGCAGCAGUCACGGGAACUGACAAAAUUGCCACUUUUUAUAUGCAAUGUAUGGAUGAGUUGGCCACUAAUGCAAUGGUUGGCAGCAAAGCAUGUCAUUCUUUCUCAU